Molecule: messenger RNA, 881 nt
Organism: Selaginella moellendorffii
Lineage: Eukaryota; Viridiplantae; Streptophyta; Lycopodiopsida; Selaginellales; Selaginellaceae
Exons: 2
Coding region: 66-881 (271 amino acids)
Source: RefSeq, a predicted model, not a curated record
CAUCCAAUGAAGUACCAAGGCACGCUCAUGAACUCGUUUCUUUUCAACGUGGCCAUUAUCCUUCUAUGUUCAACAAGGUGAUCCAGCGAUCCAAUGUGGCUCCACGCGCAGAGCACGCACGAGAAUGUGAUCGCAUCGGGCGCGCACAUGGUUCCAGCAGCUGGAGCGCCGAUCGGCCGUGCCCAGUGCGGCAUAGCAUCGAAGACCGAUCGCGCGAGAUCGACCUCGCUAGAGGAGACGCUGGCGUGGAGGAAAUUGUUCCAGCUCGAGACGUCCCUCUCGGCGUCGCGGACGAACUCCUGGGCUUCGCGAAUUUGCCCGCAUUGGGCAAAUGCUGCGAUCAUCGCGUUCGCCGAGACGACGCUCCGGGCAGGCAUCCGCGCGAAGACCUCCCGCGCCUCGCCGAUCCGGAGGCGCUGCGCGGCGAUGGUGAGCAUCGAGUUCCAGGUGAUGACGUCGCGGCGGGGGGAUUCCACGAACAGGGAUCGCGCGUCGCGGAAGCAGCCGUUCUGGGCAAGCGCGACGAUGGUGAUGUUGAUGGUGAAGAGGUUGCGGACGCGGAGCUCGCGGAAGACGGCCAUGGCGCUGGCAAUGGAGCGGCAGGCGCCAUACAUCUGGAUGAGGAGAUUGGGCUCCACGGCGGAGUUUUUCUCGUCGAUUUCUCCUUCCUCGUCGGCCUCUGGCAUUUGGUAGGCGACGAAGAGAUCGGUGUGCCAGCCAGAGCGGACGAUCUGCGCGUGCAAUCGCCGGCCGCCCUCCAGAUCCCUGCCCGCGAUGCAUCGCCGCAGCAGCACGACGUAGCCCGACGCCCGGGAUCGCUCAUCCUCCUCGUCCCCGCGCAUUUCCGAGGAAUAGUCUGUCGUGCCCUAAAAUUCGUUUGA